Messenger RNA from Dufourea novaeangliae, 822 nucleotides. RefSeq names its product vacuolar protein sorting-associated protein 37B (gene Vps37B). Bases 50 to 703 code for a protein of 217 amino acids. Gene Ontology annotation, cellular component: ESCRT I complex. Gene Ontology annotation, biological process: ubiquitin-dependent protein catabolic process via the multivesicular body sorting pathway; protein targeting to membrane; protein targeting to vacuole. The transcript is spliced from 4 exons. The record is from RefSeq and is a predicted model, not a curated record. NCBI's taxonomy places the organism in Eukaryota, Metazoa, Arthropoda, Insecta, Hymenoptera, Halictidae.
CAAUUCAUGAAUCUAAAUAUAGUUUUACAGAGUUAGAAAUUGUUGAAGAAUGUUUAAAGCAAAUCAAGAACUUGAUAUACCGGCAGCAUUGGGUUUACUUACACACUUAACUAAUGAUGAACUUAAAGACUUAUUAAACAAUGAUAACAAAUUUGAGGAUAUUGUGAAAGAUAUUAAGCAGUUUAAAGAUUUGGAAGCAGAGAAAGAAAUGUUAAUGGCAAGCAAUAGAUCUUUGGCAGAGUUUAAUUUAUCUAAACAACCAGAACUACAAGACGGUAAACAGAUUUUGAUAGAGCUUAGUGAAACUGGAAAUAAGUUAUGUGCAAAUGUAAAAGCAAAACUGGAGGAAUUAAAGGAAAAGUCUGGAGAAAUGACUGUCGAUACAGCUUUAGAUCUAUUACAGACAGCUGCUGCUGAAAUUGAGGAAGAGUCAGAGACUAUUGCUGAGAAAUUUUUGGCUGGUGACAUGGAAGUAGAUGAAUUUUUAGAACAAUUUCUGUCACGAAGAAAAUUAAUGCAUCUACGUAAAGUAAAAGUAGAUAAGUUAAAAGAGAUAAUACGAAAAUCCCAUUCCUCUGGUGGUCCUGGUUAUCCAAUUGCUGCUAAUUUUCCUGGUAUAGCACCUGCAAUUCCUUAUCCAACUGGACCUGUUUCUAUGCCUAUGCCCGUGCCAUCUGGUUUACCACAUUAUAGGCCCUAUUAAAUUACUGAAUUGAGGCUUAUGAAAUCCGUUAUUUCUUACAAAAGAGUAAUAUUUACUAUUUAAUUAAAACUAUGUACUCUGAAUAACUAUAUCUUACAAAAUAAAGACGCUACAUUGUU